This is a messenger RNA of Syzygium oleosum, 3684 nucleotides long. RefSeq names its product regulator of telomere elongation helicase 1 homolog. Gene Ontology annotation, molecular function: DNA binding; ATP binding; DNA helicase activity. Gene Ontology annotation, cellular component: nucleus. The transcript has 23 exons. The record is from RefSeq and is a predicted model, not a curated record. Gene Ontology annotation, biological process: telomeric loop disassembly; negative regulation of t-circle formation; regulation of double-strand break repair via homologous recombination. Lineage: Eukaryota; Viridiplantae; Streptophyta; Magnoliopsida; Myrtales; Myrtaceae. Bases 124 to 3219 code for a protein of 1031 amino acids.
CACCAUUUUCGCAGUUUCUUUUCUUCUAGGGUUUCCUUCAUUCAUCGCUCCGAAUCGAUCGGAAAGAUCAAAGUCCACCGGAACUCCGACGGAGAUCGAGCUCCUGAAGGAAUCAAAGCCGCAAUGCCGACGUACGAGAUAAGGGGGAUCGAUGUGGAUUUCCCCUUCGAUGCCUACGAUUGCCAGCUCGUUUACAUGGAGAAAGUCAUCCAAUCUCUCCAAGAAAGGUGUAAUGCUUUAUUGGAGAGUCCUACUGGAACUGGAAAGACAUUAUGCCUUCUUUGUGCUACUUUGGCGUGGAGGAAGAGCUUGGGAGGCUUCUCGACUGGUUCUGCUAAAAAGGAAAUAAGUAGUCAGCCAGACUCACUGUCUAAUUCUAAUGUAAAUAAUCUUCCGACCAUAGUGUACACUUCGCGCACUCAUAGUCAGCUGCGUCAAGUGAUUCAAGAACUGAAAAGAAGCAACUACAGGCCUAAGAUGGUGGUCUUAGGUUCUCGAGAGCAAUUAUGCAUCGAUGAUGAGGUUAGUUUGCUUCGAGGAAGAGCACAAAAUAAUGCCUGCCAUUAUGUUUGCAGAAAGGGUGCAAAGCGUCGCUGCAAGCAUUAUUCUCUCGUCACUGACUAUGUGAAGAACAAUCCAUGUCUUGGAGAUGAUCCUAUCGACAUAGAGGACUUGAUUUCUAUUGGAAGAAAAUCUGGGCCGUGUCCUUACUAUAUAUCAAGAGAGCUCCACAAGGCUGUUGAUAUUCUUUUCGCUCCCUACAAUUAUCUGAUUGAUCAAAGCUACAGGAAGUCGUUGUCCCUUGACUGGAACAAUAGUAUACUCAUUUUUGAUGAAGCACACAACUUGGAAAGCUUAUGUGCAGAUGCUGCCUCAUUUGAUCUGCCUUCUGGACUUCUGACAGCUUGCAUUUCUGAAGCCAAAAGUUGCGUUGAUCUCUCCGUUGAUAGAAGAGAUAAAUCAAAUGAUAAAUCUCGUAACCCGGACAAUUUUGCUAUUCUUAGAGCAUUACUUCUGAAGCUUGAAAAGAGAAUUGCUGAAGUACCUGUUGAAUCCAAGGAAUUUGGUUUUACCAAACCUGGACCUUACAUCUAUGAAUUAUUUUCUGAACUAAACAUCACUCAUGAAACUGCCUCUAUGCUCACUGGAAUAAUUGAGGAGGCUUCUGUGCUUCUUGAGGAAUCCAAGGAACUGGAAGCAAAGGGUGGCAUUUGCAGGCUUGAAACUAUGGGUGAAAUUCUUAAGCUGAUCUUCAAAGAAAGGGAAAAUGCUCAUUCGAAUUUUUAUCGUCUUCAUGUGCAGGAACUUGACGCUCAUCCUUCAUAUGGUUUAAAAGGCAAGGCAUCAAGGACUCUCAGCUGGUGGUGUUUCAAUCCUGGAUUAGCAAUGAAAGAGUUUUCAAAGAUGGGAGUUGGUUCUAUUAUAUUGACCUCUGGCACAUUGUCUCCCAUGGAUUCAUUUGCUCAAGAACUUAAUCUAGAUUUUCCUGUGCGGCUGGAAAAUCCUCAUGUCAUAUCUUCGAAUCAGAUAUGGGCUGGAGUGGUAGCAGCUGGUCCAUCUGGCUGCUUAUUUAAUUCCUCUUAUCGAAAUCGGGAUUCCUUAGAAUACAAGCAAGAGCUUGGCAAUGCUAUUGUCAAUUUCGCUCGAAUAGUGCCGGAUGGACUGCUUGUAUUUUUCCCUUCUUACUACAUUUUGGAUCAAUGUAUUCAGUGCUGGAAGAAUAUGGCUCAUCCCAAUUCAGUGGACUCUAACACCAUAUGGGAAAGGAUUUGUAAAUAUAAAAAGCCCGUUGUGGAACCUCGACAGUCGUCACUCUUUCCUUUAGCCAUUGAGGACUACAUGUCUAAGCUCAAUGAUACCUCAAACUCAGGUGCAAUAUUCUUUUCAGUUUGUCGUGGCAAGGUAAGUGAAGGAUUAGAUUUUGCAGACAAUGCUGGCAGAGCUGUUGUAGUCACAGGCUUGCCAUUUGCCACUAGGACUGAUCCAAAGGUUCGUCUGAAACGAGAGUACUUGGAUGAGUUGGCACGCUUGCAGAAGGAAAGGAGGAUUCUUACUGGAGAUGAAUGGUAUAACCAACAAGCAUUGCGAGCUGUUAACCAGGCUGUAGGACGUGUUAUUCGUCAUCGUGAUGAUUAUGGAGCAAUAAUCAUGUUGGAUGAAAGAUUUGCACAGCCGAAUCGUCAGUCCCAAAUAUCACGUUGGAUACAGCCUCAUAUUAAGUGUUACUCUAAGUUUGGAGAAGUAGUUUAUCAUUUGACCCGUUUUUUCCGAGAUGGAGGGAACCGUGUCCCUGCAAAGCCAAAGAUAUUGCAACAUAAAAACAGUGGAGAUACAAAAACUGCGGAACCUAUACCCAUUUGUCAAACUCCUCCGGCUUUGCCAACAGAUGAUGAUGGCAAUGUACAUCCGGUAUCUUUAGCUUGUGAAAUGAAAAGAACCACCAACUCAAGCCAGUUGAGAGAAGUUAUUCCUGCCAAUCGCUCUUCUUUUACUCUGUCGAAAAAGUUCCUGGGAUCAAUAGGGAGUUCUUCAGGGAAUUAUACCGGUGAUGGACAGAAGUUACUAAUGUCGGGGAGGGGUAAUAUGCAGCAGAAAAGUGAAAUAGUAGAUUUAACUGCUGAUUCCCUAGUUGAUGAGAAACCAUAUAAAGGACUAACAGCACCGUGCUUUACAAAGAAGCGCAAAAUAUCUCCCCUAAUGGACUGUGUUAUGCUUGAUGCUGGAAAUAGCAGUCAGUUUGCCAGUGGUGCCAAAUGUUCGCAAUCAGAGUGCCGCUCUUCAUGCGUAAAUUUAGUGGAAUUGGACAAUUCAUCUACUUCUGAUAGUAGCAGCAGAAAACAAGGCCAAGCUGGUUCGAUUUCUCUUCCUCAAGAUGAUGAGACUAUUCCAAGAAUCGAUGCUAAUUCUCUCUCAGAGGGAUACAAAGGUGUCCAAAAUGCUACUGCACCUGGCAAAGAUGAGGAAGAUAAAGGAUCUGCUUUUCUGUUGCAGGUUCAGGAGAAACUUAGUGCUUCAGAAUAUAAAGAAUUCGUUGGGUUUAUGAAGGCACUGAAGUCUAAAGCAAUGAAAAUAAGUUACGUUCUUCAGUCGAUUGCAAGACUGUUCUCUGGACCAGAAAGGCUUCAGGUUUCUAAAAGAUUUAAGGAUUUUAUCCCCAUGAAGUAUCACUCUCUGUAUGAGAAGUAUCUUGGAGCAAAUGAUGGCAUCACAGAUGGUUGAAUUUCAGGCAAAGUUGAUGGUUCGUUGCUGGGGACAAUGAGUUUUCACUUGAUGAACCUUGGACUGUACUUAACAACCGAGUCAUAAUACUAUUCUUUUGAUGGAAGACACAAGCAAAGGCAAUCUUACAAUUUUCCAGCCCCCCCGUGCCACAUGUUUUGGUUCAAUACAGAUGGCGUAACCCAAGGAUGAUGGAGAUUUAAGCAGAGGGCUGCAUGUCAAUCGGCUCUGCAGUUUCGUAUCAGUAGCGUUUGUGUUGAAAUCGUUUGGAUGCUGAAGCUAUCAGGCACUGCUAUAACUUGACCACUGAAAGAGUUCAUUCUCUUCCCAGAUCAAAUGAAACCCUGUCUUCCAUCGUCCUUGUAAUUUAACAUGCUGCGAGUUUAUCGGGAGUAGUCCCUUGUUUUCAUGGUCUUGUAUAGAUGGAAAUUUUAUAAGUCUAGUGGAAAUAGAUGCUCCCUCUGA